GCUUAUUUAUUUCGAACCUGAAACUCGCAGCAGUAACCACGUGCUGUGGAUCGGUGCAGCGAGUAGUAAUUGAGUCAGUCGGUCUGUGUUCUCUGUUGCGAAUAAACGUCGAUCGGCGGACGCUAACGUCAGUUGAAAAGAGAAACAGAACGAACUGCGGUAAAAGACAGAGGGGAAGGAAGUUGAGAGAAAGGAAAAGAGAAGACGCGUAUCGUCGCGGACUCGCGUGAAACGAGGAUAAAAGAGCCGCGGUGUAGGAAGGAGGAGGAAUAAUAAAAAGCGGGAGGACUGAAUUGUAUGCGCAGUUCGACGAAUUCUUUUUUACAGAAUUACGAAUCGAACGUCGGUGCAUCGAACCUAUUCUAGUAGCUAGCACACGCGACAGCCGCUGGCGCUCGCGGGCUUAUCGAUUUUCCUUUAGGACAAUUUAAGGGGUGUCUACUACAAGUGUUGUUGUGCGUUUUACGGUCAAUUCGCUAUAGUCUCAGAAGCGAGCAGAGGAGAGAACCUCGUUCCUGUUUCACAAGCCUUCAACUUCUCUGUGAUACGCUUCGCCAGGAUCGCCCUUAUCGCUCUGUGAUCUGUGUUCUGUGAUAACGAUAUUUAUUAUCUUACGCGGGCACUUUUAGAUUUAAUCCAGCCGCCGCAGUGAAGGGUUAAUCGUGUAACGCGCGCAGUCGCGCGUCGACUUUCCUGUUUUAACAGCGAGGAGUCAGUCACCGUAACCGAUUUCGCAACGACGUAUCGAUUCGCCCACGCGUCGCAACGUAGAAGCCCACGCUAGACGCAGUCGUCAGGGAUCUAAUCGGCUGUAAAUCAGCGUGAAAGCGAGGAGAUAGACAACGGAAAGAGAGGGAGGGUAGAAGCUUGUUUGGAAGCGACUCGAAGAUUACAGAGACGAACACUCUGUUUAAUUAAAGCGAUUAACAAGACCGAUAACCGCCUUAGUUUCCGAUAAGGCUAGGGUCCGCGACUAGAAAAGGGGAGGAGGACAAACGAGAUCAAUCGGAGCAGCUGUCGUGUACCUGAGGCAGUCAGACGUCCGAUCCGAUUUUGAGAGGGACACGCUGCUAGAAAGCGAGGCGUCGAGCUUGAAUCGGAGUACGCCGAGCGGUCGAGAAGAAAGUAAGAAAGAAGUUUCUCGAAGCUUGGUUAUACCGCUGCCGACUGCUAUCAUUGGUGACUCUCCCGGGACGUUGGAGGGAGGUGUUCCUGGGUAAAAACGAGCCUGAUCGUCUUCGGCAUCUGGACAGCUGCUGAGCUACUCCUGAACCGCUGCCGUUCGCGUAGGUCACGGUCCUCGAGUGACGUAAUUUUGCAUAAAUUUCAGGAUCUGUAUAUCCGUCCGAAGGUCGUCGGUUAUUCCAAGCCGCGCUUUUACGAUUUCAAUUACGUUUCGUUAAAAACGACUGUAAAUAGCUCGAUCGAUUUCGCAUUCUCUUUUGUGGAACGGCCUUUGAACACAGAGGCCUUGAUUUUGAACUACGAUAAGAAAAUCUCAUUCAAUCGGCGCUACCGUUUUUUCAUACGAGAAAGGAGCUGCAAGAACGUUAGAUUCUGUGAAAGAAACCAGAGUGAAUUCAAUCGCCUUUUUUUAGCAACAGAGAAACGGUUAAUCGCCGUUCCGAUCGGAACAGUCUACUUCGGUUAAUUCUGAAACAAACGUUAAUCUUCGAUUAACAGCACUCGGUUUUACUGAUAACUGGCACAUAGGAUCAAAAGCGGAGGAAGGAAUCUAUCCGUACGAUAUCCCUCGCAUGACUGCGGAAGGGAAACACACGGCAACGAAAGGAAGAGAGAAGUUUCUGGAAGCGUGAUUCCCCGCCGCGCGUACUCUGCUCUAGACCCGUUCGAAAAGGAGAAGCGGGAGUAGACAGCAGGGAUAGAGGGAACGCGUCAGAGUGAGGUCAGGCACUCGAAGGGAAAGAGAGAAGCCGAUGGGAGAGCGUCACCUUUGAGAAAAAGACGAAAGGGAACCCGUAGGCACAUUGUAAUUUCGGGACCGAUUUAGAGGCUCCCGUACUCUAUUUAAGCCCUGAUCUAUAACAGAGGGGAAAAGGGAGAGCGAGAGAGAAAGCUACAGGAUUUGUAUAAGAAAAGAGGAGGUAGAACCUUAGGGAAAGGACAGGAUUGGUGCCCCGAGGCGAACUAAGGAAAAAACAGCAGUUGGGAAAAAGGCUGGCGAACGAAACGAAUAAGUCGCGCGGUGACGUUCAACGAGAACGAAAGGGAGGAAAGCAGACAGGGGAGAAAUAUUAAGCGCAAGAGUGUGUUACACCGUUGGUGUUAACAAUGGCCAAGGGAAAAUCAUUGACGGUCCCCGAGCGACGGAGUAACGACGUUUUCGACGAGGAAUCGAUCGCGGUGCGAUCACGAUGGCGAAAUCUCGCCGCUUUCUGGAUGCUCGGCCUCUGCAACAAUUACGGAUACGUCGUGAUGCUCAGCGCCGCUCACGAUAUCCUCGAGAGCAAAUUCGGAACGACGAAUUCUGGAGCGGAGUUCAAGAAUGAAACGGUGACGAUGACGAACAUCACCGGGGUCCGGUCGUGCAACACGUUGUCGACAGGCGCUAUACUGCUGGCGGACAUACUACCCUCGUUAGCGGUGAAAGUAAUCACACCGUUCCUGCCGUUUUACGUACAUGCUCGACUGGCUACCUGUGUGUUAUUUUCCGCUGCAGGAUUCCUCGUGGUGUCGUUGAGCACUACUGAAUGGCUCGCCAUUCUGGGCGUCGUUAUAACGUCACUCUCUUCCGGUUUGGGAGAAGUUACGCUGCUGAGUUACAGCCACCAGUAUCCCAAACAAGUAAUCGCGACAUGGUCUUCCGGUACAGGAGGCGCCGGAAUAAUUGGCGCUCUAUCAUAUGCCGCACUCACCACGUGGUUGAGCAACGAAGAUACAUUGUUACUUAUGUUAAUCGUACCGGUCAUACAAGCGAUCACUUUUUGGUUGAUUCUGGUUCACCCGCCGCACUCAAGUAUCCCGAUCACUAAGAACGGUAUCGACAGCCAAGAACACAUCAUCGAGGUUCCUAGGAAGAGCUUUAAAGAAAAGAUCAAUCUGGUACCGGGAUUGCUGAAGUACAUGAUCCCCCUCGGGCUCGUUUACCUCUUCGAAUAUUUCAUUAACCAAGGAUUGUAUGAAUUGAUCCAAUACGAUGGAAUUUGGCUGUCACACGCGGAGCAGUACCGAUGGCUCCAGGUGGACUAUCAGAUCGGCGUGUUUAUCUCAAGAUCGUCUGUGAACCUCGUUACGAUUAACAAAAUCUGGAUAAUGGCUGUUCUACAGUUUGUCAAUGUUAUAAUUCUGUUGUUCGAGACGUUGUUCUAUUACAUGCCGAGUAUUUGGAUCGUGUUCGCGCUUGUUUUGUGGGAAGGCCUCCUUGGUGGCGGAGCGUACGUGAAUACAUUCUAUCGAAUGUCCACGGAGAUCCCAAGGGCGGACCGGAAAAUUUCUUUAGGAAUCGCCACGAUGGCCGAUUCGAUCGGGAUCGCGUUGGCAGGCUGGUUGUCAAUGCCGGUUCACAACGCUAUUUGCAGAUUGCCACAACCGCAUCGAGUUGGCAGCUAGGAACGACAAAUAGAAAAUAGUAUUUUUGUUUCGACGAUCAUCCGAUAUAAGUGUAUUAUUUAUUACCAAAUUCUCUUUGAUAAGUCGUCCACGGUCUUGAUAACGCUGACAAUAGCGUCGGCUCGUCUGUCAUGAUUUCUAGCCAGUAUAGUAACAGUUAUUAUAGCGAUGUGCAAUUGAUACUGUGGCAAUUGAGCUUGAUACCUCGUUUGUGUUGACUUCGGUGCUACGCGAGUACCUAUUGAAACGUUGUUAGUAAAAAUGGAACAGGGAAAUAGUGAUCGAUGACUGCGGAGUUCUCGACUUUCCGUUGAACUCGAGCUAUAAAUGGUGCUGGGAACUUGCGGAUUGCAUGCUGUCGAAACAGACAUGUUCCUGAACCAGAAGAAUUUAAACUCGCUAGGCUCUAAGCUCUGAUCGUCCUGAGAUUUAUUUGGUACAAAUAUUUAAGAGACUAGGAACGGGAACUAUUUUACAAACAGAUUGCGUUCCGCUGUGCGUUGCUUCAAAAGAGAAACAAAACAAACUCGGAAGUACACGCUAUCGACAAAAAUUUUUUUUAAAAUAAAAAUUGCGUCGCGGCUGAGGCAUUUCUGUCUCGACCUAAGUCUUUACGUGCACGUAUGUACGUAACCGGGAUUUGUAUUGACACAAGUUCUCUGGCUAUGAUUGCACGUAUACAUGCGUUCGACGAUAACUUCUUUAGUUGAUAAGUUUGUACUAUAUUAUUCAUUCAAUGAUGAGAACGGCACCAGUAUUUUUUUUAGUGAGCGCGUCGUAGUUGUAUUUUAUGAACGCAAAAAAGGGAGUUCGGUUUACGGCACUUUUCUUCUUUUUGCACAUUAUGCAAAUGCACGCUCGUGCCUUGUAGAAGUAACGUUUUGAAGCCGCCGGUGACAAGGAUACGUCUUUUAUUACAAUAGAAAACACCAUGUUCACAAUUGCCCAUGCCGUAGUGAUAACAAUGCGUUUUUCUAUGUAAGUUUCUUAGAGAGAGAAAAAUCAUUGUGCGUGCUUUUUGAUACCAAUUUUUGUUACCCGUAAAAGAAGAAAAUAAUGCAUCGAUCUUUAUAUUUCAAGCAAAAUGCCAAACAUUCCUCGUCAAAAUCACAAUUGGAACAUGCGCAAUUAUUAAUUAGAAUAAUCGAGUUAGGAGAAUAAGGAGGACCGGAAAUUUUCGCGAACGUUUAAUCGUCUCCGUGAGAGAAAAGUAAUUCGAUUUUUCGUUUUCUAAUAAAAUAAUUCGCCUUUUCCUAAAUACGUCUUGUAUAUGUGAUAUACCGAUAAUACUGCUUCCUACAUUUAUUGAAAUAUAAAUAUAUUUAUACUCGAAAUAUUAUAUUGUUUAUAUGUUUCACAUAUAUUUGUCGUCGUGGAAUUGAAACUGCCCGUUACGUGUCGCGGGGUUCACGAUUCCCUCAAUUUUAGUUUCUUGUAUUUUAUUUUUCGUUCUUUUGUUUUUAUUAAAGAAAAAAACAACGAAUAGUGGAGAUGCGUGGAAUACAAACGAAAAUUGGAAUUGAAUUGUUUAAAAUAUUGUAAUAUUUUGUUGUGAGUAAUAAAAUUUUUAAAUAAA
This is a messenger RNA of Ceratina calcarata, 5146 nucleotides long. RefSeq names its product CLN3 lysosomal/endosomal transmembrane protein, battenin (gene Cln3). The transcript has 8 exons. Gene Ontology annotation, cellular component: lysosome; membrane. The coding region runs from base 2293 to 3570 and encodes 425 amino acids. Lineage: Eukaryota; Metazoa; Arthropoda; Insecta; Hymenoptera; Apidae. Gene Ontology annotation, biological process: lysosome organization; regulation of intracellular pH. The record is from RefSeq and is a predicted model, not a curated record.